Molecule: messenger RNA, 2234 nt
Organism: Harpegnathos saltator (Jerdon's jumping ant)
Lineage: Eukaryota; Metazoa; Arthropoda; Insecta; Hymenoptera; Formicidae
Product: adenylate cyclase type 9-like
Exons: 7
Coding region: 834-1340 (168 amino acids)
Biological process (GO): intracellular signal transduction; adenylate cyclase-activating G protein-coupled receptor signaling pathway; cyclic nucleotide biosynthetic process
Cellular component (GO): plasma membrane
Molecular function (GO): adenylate cyclase activity
Source: RefSeq, a predicted model, not a curated record
UCCGCCUGCGGAGCACGCCUGCGUAGUGACUCACAACGAAAGGCGAGAAAUGAAAUAUAUGCGGUGGGACAUAUUGUAAUAAUACAGAUUCAGAUGAAAUGAAUACUCCAGCAUUAAAUGGAAAUGAGGGAACACAGAAUAGACAAGAAUCAUCCGAUGUAAGUCUUAUACUCCGAGGGACAUCCGAAAAAAGCAACAGCCAUCUUCUAUAACAGAAGUAAUGAUAUUAGAUACAGAAGCAGCUGUUAUAGCGAAUUUUGAAUUUUUGGGACAUACAGACAUGGACAUGGAAGAGGAAGAAGGGGAUGGAGAGGAUUAAAUUUAUGAUGCAAAUACAGAUACCAAACCAAAUAAAACAUCUAUCCCCCUUCUAGCGGGAAGAUCUUGAUACAGAUGCUGAGGUAGAAGGAGUAUUAAAUGAAUUAAAUCUCCUCACAGAAAUUGAAGAAUCGCCACCUAGUUCUAUCCAUCUGGAAAUGAAUUUUUCUAAGGGAUUUAUUACAUAGAGGAUUACAAGAUCCAAGUCGCCCAAAUAAUAAAGAAGGCGGUGACUCCACGCUGGAAUUAGGAGGAUUAGAACAAUUUUGUGUUAACAAUGAUGCAAAAAUAUCGUACGAUGUAAGUUCCAAGAAUUUUCCCCUGUAUUUCAGUCGAGUCGCUUUUUCAGCUAUGUAAGAGUUACAGUUGAAUGAAUACAGUUUGAUCUCUUCGAACGUUUCGAUGAUCUCUGCGAGCAUCACGGAUGUGAGAAGAUAUCUUCAUUGGGCGACUGCUAUUAUUGCGUGAGGGAAUGUCCCGAGCCGAGGUCCGAUCACACAAAGUACUGCAUAGAAAUGGGUCUAGCUAUGAUCGAAGCGAUCAAACAAUUCGACAUCGAAAGAAGGGAAGGUGUGAACAUGAGAAUAGGUGUGCAUACGGGCACCGUGCUCUGCGGGAUCGUGGGUACGAAAAGAUUCAAGUUCGAUGUCUGGUCGAACGAUGUGACAUUGGCAAAUAAACUCGAGAACACGGGAAAACCCGGUCGUAUACACUUGAGUGAGAAUACCCUGAGAUUUGUGGACGACCAGUACAUCACGGAAAAGGGAAAACUAGUCAAUGGUGUUAAAACUUAUUUCAUACGGGCCUGCAAGUCGGACUUCAUGAAUCAAUUUAUCACGAACGUUACGUCACCGAAAAAUAUCUCACCGUUGAUGCAGUCACGUAGCCGUCUGGCGUCGUGCAAUACUCAGGUUAAGCCACGCCAUCAUUACCUCCACAUGAUCAUCAACACAAGCAACUACCGGAUGAAAGCCAAUUCCUUGCCGAGUAUCUUAGAUUCCGAGAAUGACGAACUUAAAUGAUCGAACACUGACACGAGUUACACAUUGCCGGAUGACUCUGAGACUGGCUGGAUGGAAAGAAUCAGGAAGGUGACGAAAGCCGCGUUAGUCCGGGAAAGCGGCGAGAAGCCGCGCAGGAUUCGGGAGGGCGAUAAGAGCCACGUAGGAGCCGGGAAGGCGGCGAGAACAGCGCAGGAAUCAGGAAAGCGGCGAGAUCCACGUUGGUCCGGGAAACUGGCGAGGAGCCGCGCGGGAUUCGGGAGGGCGAUGAGAGCCACGUAGGAACCGAGAAGGCGGCGAGAACAGCGCAGGAAUCAGGAAGGCGGCGAGAUCCACGUUGGUCCGGGAAACCAGCGAGGAGCCGCGCGGGACUCAGGUGGUCGAUGUGGUCCACGUAGAAAACGGGGAGGCGACGAAAAAGAAAUACCCUAGAAAAAGGAAGAAAUAAACGUCUGGUCUCGACGAGCUCCUAGGAAAGAAUCGCUCUACUCCUUUUUCUGUUUUAAAAAGAACAUCGAUUAACAACCUUUCAGCUUUCUCAGCUGCUAGGCAUCAUGAUGUUUUUCUUUUAAAAACAUAAGAAGGAAAUGCCUUCAAAGCGCGAGCAUGGAACUCAGAGAUGAGCCACGCAAAGUAGCAAGUGAACUCAACGAUGAGCCGCGAGAGCUCACCAUGUAUCUCCGCCCCCAUGGGCUUUCGAAUUAGUUAUUUGAUUCUACUUUUGUAUUAAAAACUCCGCCGCCGUGGGCCAACCAAUUAAUUCUCCGCCGCCGUGGGCCAACGAUUAACUCUCCGCCGCCGUGGGCCAACGAUUAACUCUCCGCCUCCGUGGGCCAGCGAUUAACUCUCCGCCGCCGUGGGCCAACGAUUAACUCUCCGCCUCCGUGGGUCAGCGAUUAACUCUCCGCCGCCGUG